CCAGUCUGAACUCAGUGUCUUCACUUCAUCUGCGAUACUUCGUAAUCUUCAACUCAAACAUGACCAGCAACUAUUACAACCCAAACAUGAGCAGCAACUUAGGAAGCACCAGAACAAAUGAUGAGGAGCUGAGGAUAGUGAUUGUGGGGAAGACUGGAAUUGGGAAGAGUGCCACUGGAAACACCAUUCUGGGACGAGAGUGCUUUGAAUCAAAGUUCAGUGCAAAGUCCAUGACUGUAGACUGUUCUAAGGGCAAAGCUGAGGUGGAUGGGCAACAGGUUGCCGUCAUUGACACCCCGGGCCUGUUUGACACCAGGGUUGGUAUAGAAAAAACGACUACAGAUAUAUGCCAGUGCAUCUCUUACGCUUCUCCUGGACCCCAUGUGUUCCUGGUGACCAUCAGGUUGGGCAGAUACACUGAAGAGGAACAGCAGACUGUGCAAAUGAUUCAAGAAAUCUUUGGCCAGGCUGCAGACAGAUACAGCAUGGUUCUCUUUACUGGUGGUGACCUUCUUGAAGACACCACUGUUGAGGACUUCUUGAAUGGCAGCCCAGAACUUCAAGAACUCGUGGGCAGAUGUAACGGCCAGUACCAUGUCUUCAACAACAAGGAGAAGAAGGAUCGCUCUCAGGUCACUGAGCUGCUCCAGAAGAUCAGAAAUAUAGUCCAGAGGAACGGAGGAAGCCACUACACCACCGAGAUGUUCCAAGAGGCUGAGAGGGCAAUUGAAGAGGAGAAACAACGCAUCCUGAAAGAGAAGGAAGAGCAAAUACAGAAAGAAAGAGAGGAACUUGAAAGGAAAAUUCAAGAUAAAUAUGAAAAAGAAAUGGAGAAAAUAAAUGAGAAACUCCAGGCCGAGAGAGAGAGGGAGAUGAAAGAGAUAGAGGAGGAGACGAAGAGGGAGAAGGAGGAGAUGAAUGAGGAAAGAAAGAGGGAGAGGGAAGAGCUAGAAAGACAGAGACAGAGAGAGCGUGAGGAGAGAGAAAAGGAGAAAAAUGAGCUAACUGAACAGUAUGAGAAAGACUUGAGAGAGGAAAGACAAAAGUUGCAGUCCAGAUGUGAAAAGGAGGCCAGGGAUGAAGCUGAGGGGUUUAAUCCAUUAGCUCAUCUGGUAUAUCAUGUUGAAAUUAUAGCUGGAGCACUUCUACAAUUUGCAAGGGCAUUUAAGCGCUUGUUCAAGUGAGUGUUCCCAAAUUCAGGCUGUUUAACUACAGAGGAACCAUCCAGAUGCUCCGACACAGGAACAAAGUAUAAAAUAUAAAGAAAUCCACACAGAAAUAUAAUCACAAUUUCUUUUUCCCCAAUUAUUUGAGUGAACAAAGCAAAUUUUAUUUGUUGUUGAUUUGAGCUAUAUACACUGCAGGUUAGGAAGGCUAAGUCACUCAUCAUAACAUAGUUUCAAAUUACCAUCUAGUGUUCUUUUUACAUGAGUAGGCCUAUGUGACUAUGACAUAAGGAGAUAUUUGUGUGUAUAUCAACAUUUGCCAGUAUAAAAUGUUGCAUAUCAUUUAUAUUUUAAGAUGAUAUCAGAACUCAAGCUAGGUUUUACAUUAAAUGACCUAUUAUUUUAAGUUCUCAUUUUUUGUAUUUUAAAUCACUGCCCUUUUUCCCCCCUGCAGACAGAGAUCUCAUCAAAGUCUGUCUUCUGAUGCUUUUAGGUGCGUUUGACUCAUAGGUUUGACUUCAUGAGGCGCAUUUGCAACUCACGUUAGACCAAGUCGGCGAAAGUCAGCCGCAGUCAUCUCGAACGUACCUUUUGUCUUUUGCUGAGAGGUGGCGCCACCUAGUGGGUUCACAAUAUAAACAGUAUACCAUUUUCACUCUGGUUUUGGUUAAUUGAAUUUAUUGUAACUAUAGCAUUUUGUCCUUCAUUGGUUUAUGUUUACAUAUGCCACUCAAGAACAACUGUGCGCAUGUGCAUGGGAUGGCGAUGAGCAAUGUGUCCCUGAGCAAGACACUAAACCCCUAGUUGCUUCAGAGGCGUGCGACCUCUGACAUAUAGAGCAAUUGUAAGUCGGUUUGGAUAAAAGCAUCAGCUAAAGGAAUUAAUGUAAUGUGCUGAACUGAACUAGAAAUAAAGAUGUCAUAUUAAGACCAAA
This is a messenger RNA of Micropterus dolomieu (smallmouth bass), 2100 nucleotides long. RefSeq names its product GTPase IMAP family member 9-like. Gene Ontology annotation, molecular function: GTP binding. The record is from RefSeq and is a predicted model, not a curated record. NCBI's taxonomy places the organism in Eukaryota, Metazoa, Chordata, Actinopteri, Centrarchiformes, Centrarchidae. The coding region runs from base 60 to 1184 and encodes 374 amino acids. The transcript has 2 exons.